CUGAGGAGCAGGAGCAGAGCGAAGCAGGACCAGGUGAAGACAGUUGAUUUCUCCUCUUGAGCAGGCGAGCUUCUUCCUCACAAACGAUGCUGGAGAGAGCCUGAAGAGGAAGGGAGGGUGACUGCAGCUUGUUUGUGAGUGUGCUUCUGUCCUGCUUCCAGGUGGAAAAGCCACAUCCAGCUGAUCUCUGAGUGGUGCCUGAGGUUCACCUCCACCAGACACCCCCAGCCCCUGUCCCCAGCGGCCAAGCCCUUUUACUGCAAGCAUGGACAUCGUGGAGAGGGUCCUCUCUGUGGCCCAGGCCAUCCAUGCCCAGUUCGAGCAGGUGAAGUGCUGCAAGCACCAGUGCCAGCGCCUUGUGGAGCGCAUCCAGAUCCUGCUGGAGCCUGUCAGGAUCCUCAAGGCUCAGCCGCCAAAGCACAUCUCCCACCACGAGGAGAAACUGCUGAGGAAGCUGCUCUGGGUGCUGGGGGAAGCUCAGAAACUGGUGAUGAAAUACAGCCAGACCAGCUGGAUCCAGAAGUUUCUGAAAGCCCACAGCGCCAGCGAGGAGUUUGUGUGGGUGAACGAGAGCCUGGGGGACAUUGCCCAGGGGCUGUCUCUCCUGCUGCAGGCAGAGCAGAAGAAGGUUUUCCUGGAAGCUUUCCAGGCAAAGACGUGCCGCAGGCAGGAUGCCGAGGACCUGAGGGAUGACAGGGCUUUCCUGGACCAGGUGAUAGCAAGUACUGAGGAGCCCAAAGAGACACCUGGGGAGAUCUACAUUGACAGACAAUGUAUGGAGAGCAAGGUAGACUGGAUGCAAAGCGAGCUGAACAAAAUCGUGCGCGUGAUGGACUGCUUGAAGAAGGUCAAUGUUGGUAAAAGAGAAGAUAUCACUGAGAUCAAGAGGGACCACCUCAUCUUCCACAGGCACCUGCAGGACACGGAGAGAUACGACCUCUAUGAGGGCGAGUACCUCAAGUACCCCGUCGCCAUCAAAACCUUCAAGAGGCCACUGACCACCGACUCGGCGAAGGUGAGAGACAUCUUUGAGAAGGAGAUUCAGACCCUGAAGAAGUUUGAGUCCCCAAACAUCCUGCGCAUGUACGGGAUCUGCAUCGAGGAGAAAGAUGGGAGCCCCUGCUUCUCCAUUGUCAUGGAGUACUGCAAGCACGGCACGCUGCGGGAGGUGCUGACCCAGCACCGGAACCUCUCCUGGGAGAUCCGCAUUCGGAUGGCCCUAGGAGCUGCCAGAGGCCUUUACAGGUUGCACCAAACAGAGGAGAAGUCCCGGCUCCAUGGGUGCAUUUGCAGCAGCAAGUUCCUGGUGGCUGGGGAUUACUGUGUGAAGCUGUCAGGAUUUGAGUUGUGUGAAACGGAGUCAUCCAUCAAGAGGAAAGCCAAGAACAACUGGAAACAAGUCUCUAUGUUGGCUUACAUUGCCCCUGAGAACCUGCAAGACAUCAAUCACCCCUACAAGAGGCCCUGUGAAAUAUACAGCUUUGGGAUUGUGCUGUGGGAGAUUGCAACCUCCAAGAUCCCGUAUGAAGGUUGCACUUCCCAGGAGAUGGUGGAGAGAAUCUGCAACCCGAGUUACCGGGACCCUGUUGGGGAAGAUUGUCCUGAAGAGCUGCGGAACAUCAUUGAGCAGUGCAGAGCCUUUGACCCUUCCCAACGCCCUUCUGCCGAGGAGAUUGUGGACUUACUGGCUGACCUGGAGAAAUGUAGAAACCAAGGAAGUGAACUGUGAAAAGCAGACUUGGGUGACUAAAGGCAGCUGUGAGCCUUGGUAAAAGAACCCAGGGACUGCAGCAGAACUUCCUGCCAUGGGCCAGUGUCCUGCUCAUCCCUCCCUGCAGCACAGAGA
Molecule: messenger RNA, 1846 nt
Organism: Colius striatus (speckled mousebird)
Lineage: Eukaryota; Metazoa; Chordata; Aves; Coliiformes; Coliidae
Gene: MLKL
Product: mixed lineage kinase domain like pseudokinase
Exons: 11
Coding region: 266-1729 (487 amino acids)
Biological process (GO): protein phosphorylation; cell surface receptor signaling pathway
Molecular function (GO): protein kinase activity; ATP binding
Source: RefSeq, a predicted model, not a curated record